UUAAGGCAGGGCACGAGUUUGGGGACUUGUGGUCCUGGGUUCUAGCUCGUCACCAGCCUCCAGCUGUGUGGCCUCAAUAGAGUUACCAGCCUCAGAGCCUUGAGUUCCACACCAGAAAAGCAGGACAGUUAUCACCCUUGCCUGUCGCACAGCGCUUGGCAGGGUUAGGUGUGAGGGAAAGCUUCAUAAAUUGCGAUGUGUGGUGCAGAUCUCAUUUGUUUACAGAAUAUUGAAUAAUACAAUACAGUAAGAAAAAAAUGGAUGAAGAGCCUGAAAGAACUAAGCGAUGGGAAGGAGGCUAUGAAAGAACAUGGGAGAUUCUUAAAGAAGAUGAAUCAGGAUCACUUAAAGCUACGAUAGAAGACAUUCUCUUCAAAGCAAAGAGAAAAAGGGUAUUUGAGCACCAUGGACAAGUUCGACUUGGAAUGAUGCGCCAUCUUUAUGUGGUAGUAGAUGGAUCAAGAACAAUGGAAGACCAGGAUUUAAAGCCAAAUAGACUGACAUGUACUUUAAAGUUGUUGGAAUACUUCGUAGAGGAAUAUUUUGAUCAAAAUCCUAUUAGUCAGAUUGGAAUAAUUGUAACAAAGAGUAAAAGAGCUGAAAAACUGACUGAACUCUCAGGAAACCCAAGGAAACACAUAAUAUCUUUGAAGAAAGCUGUAGAUAUGACUUGCCAUGGAGAGCCAUCUCUUUAUAACUCCUUAAGCAUGGCUAUGCAGACUCUAAAACACAUGCCCGGACAUACAAGUAGAGAAGUCCUAAUCAUCUUUAGCAGUCUCACAACCUGUGAUCCAUCUAAUAUCUAUGAUCUAAUCAAGACCCUAAAGGCAACUAAAAUUAGAGUGUCUGUUAUUGGAUUGUCUGCAGAGGUUCGGGUUUGCACUGUGCUUGCUCGUGAAACUGGUGGCACAUACCAUGUUAUUUUAGAUGAAAGCCAUUACAAAGAAUUGCUGACACAUCAUGUUAGUCCUCCGCCUGCCAGCUCAAGCUCUGAAUGCUCACUUAUUCGUAUGGGAUUUCCUCAGCAUACCAUUGCUUCUCUGUCUGAUCAAGAUGCAAAACCCUCUUUCAGUAUGGCGCAUCUGGAUAGCAACACUGAGCCAGGACUUACAUUAGGAGGCUAUUUCUGCCCCCAGUGUCGGGCAAAGUACUGUGAGCUUCCUGUUGAAUGUAAAAUCUGUGGUCUUACUCUGGUGUCUGCUCCCCACUUGGCACGGUCUUACCAUCACUUAUUUCCUUUGGAUGCUUUUCAAGAUAUUCCCCUGGAAGAACAUAAUGGAGAAAGAUUUUGUUAUGCCUGUCAGGGGGAACUGAAAGACCAACAUGUCUAUGUUUGCACUGUGUGCCAAAAUGUUUUUUGUGUGGACUGUGAUAUUUUUGUUCAUGACUCUCUCCAUUGUUGUCCUGGCUGUAUUCAUAAGAUUCCAGCUCCUUCAGCUAUUUGAUUCCAGCGUAUAAUACACAUUGAAUGUGUUAAAAAGACAUUUGCGACUGUAAAUAAAAUGAUUCUUUAGAAGAAACUCCAGUGAAGAACAGUUUGAAA
Messenger RNA from Balaenoptera musculus (blue whale), 1543 nucleotides. Its product is annotated as general transcription factor IIH subunit 2. Gene Ontology annotation, molecular function: zinc ion binding. NCBI's taxonomy places the organism in Eukaryota, Metazoa, Chordata, Mammalia, Artiodactyla, Balaenopteridae. Bases 258 to 1445 code for a protein of 395 amino acids. Gene Ontology annotation, biological process: DNA-templated transcription; nucleotide-excision repair; regulation of transcription by RNA polymerase II. Gene Ontology annotation, cellular component: transcription factor TFIIH core complex; transcription factor TFIIH holo complex. The record is from RefSeq and is a predicted model, not a curated record. The transcript has 16 exons.